This is a messenger RNA of Silurus meridionalis, 5765 nucleotides long. It is a transcript of the gene tapt1b, whose product is annotated as transmembrane anterior posterior transformation 1b. Gene Ontology annotation, cellular component: ciliary basal body; endoplasmic reticulum membrane. Lineage: Eukaryota; Metazoa; Chordata; Actinopteri; Siluriformes; Siluridae. The record is from RefSeq and is a predicted model, not a curated record. The transcript has 14 exons. The coding region runs from base 62 to 1762 and encodes 566 amino acids. Gene Ontology annotation, biological process: maintenance of protein localization in endoplasmic reticulum; positive regulation of cilium assembly.
CGAGCACGCGUGGCGUGAUGACGUCAGACGUCACGUCCACUCUCGGUUCGAGUGAGCCAAGAUGGCGGACUCGGUGUCGUCGGUGCUUGGAGAUGAAAAAGAGACGGACAAUGAAGACAAAGAGAGCGAGAAAGCGGCCUUCCGCUCUGCGGCCAGCUCGGAGAUAAAACGCAGUGCCUCAGAACUGACGGAGACGCUGGGGUUUUACGAGAAAAAGGCGAAAAACCUGGACAAGCGCAGUGUCUCGGACCUGUCUCUGCUGCGGUUUGUCAGAGCUGAACUGACGAGAGGAUAUUUUUUGGAACACAAUGAGGCCAAAUACACUGAAAGGAGAGAGAGAGUUUAUACCUGCCUGCGCAUCCCCAAAGAACUGGAGAAGCUGAUGAUCUUUGGCUUCUUCCUGUGUCUGGAUGCAUUUCUCUAUGUGUUCACACUGUUACCGCUCAGAGUGCUGCUCGCGCUCAUCAGGUUGCUAACUCUGCCAUGCUGCGGACUCAGUGGCUCUCGUCUCCUUCAGCCUGCUCAGGUGUGUGAUGUGCUGAAAGGCUUUAUCAUGGUGCUGUGUUACUCCAUGAUGCACUAUGUGGACUACUCCAUGAUGUACCAUCUAAUCAGGGGGCAAUCAGUCAUCAAACUCUACAUUAUAUACAACAUGCUGGAGGUGGCAGACCGACUGUUUUCUUCUUUUGGACAGGACAUUCUGGACGCUCUGUACUGGACAGCCACAGAGCCCAAAGAAAGAAAAAGAGCUCACAUAGGUGUAAUACCCCACUUCCUAAUGGCUGUCCUUUAUGUGUUUCUUCACGCCAUACUAAUCAUGGUCCAGGCCACCACUCUAAAUGUGGCCUUCAACUCCCACAACAAAUCUCUGCUUACCAUUAUGAUGUCCAACAAUUUUGUUGAGAUUAAAGGGAGUGUGUUUAAGAAGUUUGAGAAGAAUAACCUCUUUCAGAUGUCCAACAGUGAUAUCAAAGAAAGAUUCACGAACUACGUCCUCUUAUUAAUUGUAUGUCUUAGAAAUAUGGAGCAGUUCUCUUGGAACCCAGAUCAUCUAUGGGUGCUGCUUCCUGACGUGUGUAUGGUCAUCGCUGCGGAGAUGGCUGUGGAUGUGGUGAAACACGCCUUUAUAACCAAGUUUAAUGACAUCCCAGCAGAUGUGUAUGGUGAAUACAGAGCAAGCUUGGCCUUUGAUCUGGUCAGCAGUAGACAGAAAAAUGCUUAUACUGACUACAGUGACAGUGUAUCAAGGAGAAUGGGCUUCAUUCCUCUUCCUCUCGCUCUGUUGCUUAUCCGAGUGAUGACAAGCUCCUUAAAAAUCCAAGGUGCCCUCUCCCUCGCGUGUGUGACCCUUUUUUAUCUAGGUAUGAUCACGCUAAAGGUGCUAAAUAGCAUCGUGUUACUCGGAAAGUCAUGUGGGUACGUGAAAGAAGCGAAUAUGGAGGAGAAGCUGUUCCAGUCUCCCCCCUUUCCUACUCCCAGCCGAGCAUCCAGCAGAGCUCAUCAUGCAAAACAUACACGGGAGCCAACAAACGAGCCAGUGGAAGAGGGCAUCUCUCCAUCAAUUAUACAUCAACCCGUUCACCAGAUGAAGAGCCCCAUGCCUAAUCUCCCAACCAGCGAAUCGGAUCAGUUCCUCACGACGCCAGAUGAAUCGGAGGAGAAAAUCAUCACACAGGACGGAACAGAAGUCAUCCACAGAGCUCCUAAAAAAGACCUGCUGGAGAUCGAUCGUUUCACGAUCUGUGGGAAUCGAAUCGACUGAUACUCUACACCCUAUGUGACUGUACAGAAUGACGAAAGCUAGUUGGCUUGACCUUUGAACCUUUGACCCUCUGUGUUGAAAAAACAGGGCAGGAUAUUUAUUAUGAAGUGCACCUAAUUUAUUUAAGUUUCAAACUGAAACACAAUCACCAUUACCUUCUUUUCUGUUCCGGACUUAUGGAUAAUUCCAGCCUUUCAGCACCAGGAAUAGAUCUUGACCUUAUACCAUCUGGACAGACGGAUGAUAUGCAGAAGAGAAGAAGAAACAGAAGAGGCUAAUUUGAGGUCAUGGCAAAGCUAUAAAGGUCAUUUUGAAGUGGUGGUGUGAUAUGUGGCAUUUUUCUUUCAUGCUGAGUUGCAUUUUCUUAAUAGCUCUGAAUUUGCACGUUUCUUGCUUUGUGCUUUUUUUUUAUAAAUAUUUGUAAACAUUGAGUUGAACUUAAUGAUUUAUGCUUAUGACAAAUAAGUAUGUAACACUUUUAUAUAAAAGGUUCCCAUAAUAUAUUUUGUUAAGCAUUAUUAAUGUUGAAAAUGUAACAAAUUUACAGUUAAAUGUUAAUAUUUAUUUUUGUCCAUGGAUAAAAAUAAUUUUAUAAAUUCAGUUUCUGUCAAAAGUCUAGUCUUUGAGACACAAGCAUGUUUCUUUUGUAUAUAUGCAUCAUUUGGGCAUCAUGGCUCUAACAGAAGAACUUUUAAAAGAUGGAGAACAGGACAGUGAGCCGACUGCCUCACACCCACAGUCAAAUAUGGAGGCGGAAGCAUAAUUGUUUGGGGUUGUUUUAGAGCAGGGAAGGUUGCAGUCUAUUUUAGGUGAAAGGAAUGCUAAAAAAACAUGGCUACCAUUUCAUACUUCAACACCAUGGAAUUCUAUUUGGACUGCAAAUAAUUCAAACCGAAUUCACCAUUUAACAAGACUGUGGCUCGAAGCAUAUGUCCAAGUGUUAUUUAGAGAGCAAGCAGUCAGCUAGUGUUCAUCAUCAUGGAAUGGCCUGCCCAGUCACCGCACCUAAAUCCGUAUUUCAGUUAAAUGUUUGGAGAAACAAACUGUUGGGAUGCCAAGAGUGUGUAAAGCUGCCAUUCAUGCUAAGGGAGGAUUUUUCAAUGAAAAUGUCAGUCAAUCUGCAUACCAUUAUAUUACCUAGUUUGUUGCAUAUAAACAGAGGGAGAAUGCACGUGUCUUUCAAAAAAUAUCAAGACUAGUGUUUCCAUACUUUUGACAGGAAGUCAAAACUAAACAACUUUAAACAGCAGCCUGAAUUUUGCCAGAAUGUUGAAUAAGGUGUCAUGUUGCUUCCUGUGCUUUGUAUUUAACACCUUAGUUGUUGAUGCAUGUUGAAUAUCGAUAUUGUAACACCAAAUAAUAAAACCACCAGCUUCUUUGCAAAAUAAUAUGUAUAAAUGCUAAAAAUAAUUAUAGGAACCUUAUAAAGUGUUACUGAAAUACAGUGUAUCUGGAACGUAUUCACAGCACUUUAAUUUUACUUCAUUUAAUGUUACAGCCUUUUUCCACUAUGGAUUAAAUUCAUUAUCUUCCUUAGAAUCCUUUAAACAAUACUUCAUAUGCAAAGGAAGUUUGAUUGAAAUCGUUGCGAAUUUAUUUAAAAUAAAAAAUUUGAGUAUUUCCAUGUAGAUAAGUAUUCACAGACUUUGCCAUGACACUCAAAAUUAAACUUGGGUGCAUCCUGUUUCAAUGAUCAUUCUUGAGAUGUUUCUACAACUUGAUUGGAGUCCACCUGUGGUAAAUUCAGUUGAUUGGAUGUGAUUUGUACAUUUCCUCCCACAGUUAACAGUGCAUGUCAGAGCACAAACCAAGCCAUGAUAAAAAAAAACCUGCUCGAGAACGCUCUGGACCUCAGACUGGGGCAACUGUUUAUCUUCCAACAGGAAAACGACCCUAAACAGCCAAGAUAACAAAAGAGUGACUCUGUGAAUGUCCUUGAGUGGCCCAGCCAGAGCCCAGAAUUAAACCUGACUGAACAUCUCUGGAAAGAUCUGAAAAUGGCUCUUUUUCAAUGCUCCCUAUCCAACCUGAUGGAGUUUGAGAGGUUCUGCAAGAAGAAUGGGAGAAACUGCCCAAAUGUAGGUGUGCCAAGCUUGUGGCAUCAAACUCAAAAAGACUAGAGGCUGUAAUUAGUGCCAAAUGUGCUUAAAGAAAGUAUUGAGCAAAGGCAGUGAAUACUUAUGUACAUGUGAUUUUAUUAUUAUUAUUAUUUUUAAUACAUUGCAAAGAUUUCAGACAAACUUCUUUCAUGUUGAGGAAAAAAAUAUAUAUUAUCCAUUUUGGAUUAAGGCUGAAAAGCCUGUAAAAUGUGGAAAAGUGAAGUGCUGUGAAAACUUUCCAGAUACAAUGUAGCUGUGUAAAUUGAUUAUAACAGGGCAGCGUUUGUCCAAAUCCAUGAGACCAGCAUUAGACAGAAAUAUAUCAUGAAUUAUUUUGGAUCAUGGAUGUGAAAGCUAUAUUAAGCUUUUAUUUAAUUUCUUUUUUUUCCAGUAAAACUUAAAAAGUGUUUAUCUCAAACCAUUUUGAAUAUAUCCAUCAGGUACUUUUUUUUCUACCAGUCUUUAAUCAGUUUCGGGCAAACACAUUUUUAAUGUCAUAUGUUACACUUUAUUGCUUGUAAAUUGCACAUGGUUUGUUACAUAGUCGUUAAACAUAUAUAGUUUUUUAUACAGUCAUUGUUUUCUCAGAAAGUUAAUAAAACACUAUAGACAAAAUCCAGUCAUCACAUGUCCAUUAAUAGGACACCUGAGCUAAACCUAAAGACUCAUUUCAUGUAUAUAAUAAAAUAUUUUUCCUCUGAGCCCCUAGAUUACUGAUCCAAAGGGUCUUGUUUUUUUUUUUAUCCUUCAACCAUCCAAUUUCAAUGAAAUAUGAUUAUAUAUUUGGUACUUUUUUUGCAGAGUACAGAUUUUUGCAUUGAGUUAUUGCUGCUUAAUACUUUAAAUAAUCUGAUCAAUAUUUUUUUAAAUACCAGGCAUUGCUAUUAUUGCUGUUUGUCAUCAAAGUAAUGUUUUAGAUGUCUAACAUCAGACCAGGCUCAAUUAUAUCAGCUGCAGUAAUGCAGUGGUUUUAUUUAUGCACCUUUCAUUCUAUGUUUUUGAUUUGCAAUGCUAUAAGAGUAAGUAGGAGACAUGAGGGGUUUAUUUAUUUGAAGAUCUUUCAUUUACGGAAAAGAAAAGUCUCUUUCUCUCUCUCACUCAUACAUGUAAAAUAUAAAGAGAGAGUUUGUGUGUUGAUUGGGACACCUCAUUUUUUCAGCCUUCUAAAGCACACAAAAGUAUUAGUAUUGAAUUUUGCCUUCACUUAAAUGAAGAGACCCAACCCUGCUCCAGCGUGACAAUAACCAUGCGCACAAAGCGUUUACAUAGGUUAGAGUGGAAAAUCUUGAGUGGCCUGCUAUUGAGCUUUGAACUCAUCCCCAUUAAAGACCACCUUUGAGGCAAAUUGGACUGCAGUGACUAUUAAAUAAUUAUAGUUUGUGAGAUUUAUUAGAGUCGCAAUUAAGCUUCUGAAGCAUAUGUUUUCCAAAAUGUCUGUAUUGUUUGCUUUCUUUUGAAUCAGAAGAUUAAGUGUAUCAAAUUGGUUUUGGAUUUUAAUAAGGCAUGAUGCUGAGUUUGUUUUGAGUAAGUGUUUGGAUCCAGAAUAGUAUAAGUAACUUGAAAAUGAUUGGUUUAAAUUUAAAAAAUCCAUUAAAAUUACCCAAAGUUUCAGAGAGCAUGAAGUAUCUAUCAGAAUUGGAAGCCUUCAUUACAAUCAUAACAUUUCUAGAUGAAUUUUACAUCCACAAAAUAAAUGUUAUCUUUUGGAAAUUUAAGCUUCCCAUUUUACUGGACUUUCUUUUUCUGCAUGAUGAAACAGUCUAUAUCAUCCAUUUGGUCCAUUUAUUUUUUUAUUUUUUAUAUUACUUAAAGAUUGUAACAUUAUAUUUGGGAUGGAUUUACAUGCCUUAUGUAGAGGAGGAAGGAAUUGUACUGGUGAAUAAAUGCUUUUGUUUUGUAUCUUG